AUGGCGAACGGAGAGUUCUUCAUCUGCGAGGGCACGAUCGACUGCACGGCUCGUGUCGUGGACGUUACCGGGCCGGUGCACCGAACGAACAUCGUCGCGGCGAAGGGCAAAAGUGUGGUGCUGAUUCGAGAUGAGGCCGGCGUCGUGCUGCUUUCGCAUCCGAUUCGCUGGCAGUCCGCGGGCAAUGUCAUCGAAUUGUUCCAUGUGUCGAACUUUCUCGCUAAUUCCGUCGGCGACAAGUACACCAUAACGCUGCAGAGCAGGGAAUUUUUUGAUGGUAAAAACAUUGUCGUAUUAUGGCGUCAAACAUUUGUAUAG
Cylicostephanus goldi is the source of this 318-nucleotide messenger RNA. Lineage: Eukaryota; Metazoa; Nematoda; Chromadorea; Rhabditida; Strongylidae. The record is from the annotation of a GenBank genome assembly.